This is a messenger RNA of Colletotrichum phormii, 1213 nucleotides long. Its product is annotated as thioesterase superfamily protein. The coding region runs from base 327 to 830 and encodes 167 amino acids. Lineage: Eukaryota; Fungi; Ascomycota; Sordariomycetes; Glomerellales; Glomerellaceae. The transcript has a single exon. The record is from RefSeq and is a predicted model, not a curated record. Gene Ontology annotation, molecular function: fatty acyl-CoA hydrolase activity.
UAACGGUCAUCUUCAUAUAAGAAACUUCGAUUUCUAUUCCAUCGGUAGUUCUUGAUCGCUUUGCUUGCGACGUCCAGUGUUGAGCAUCGUUCACAACCUUCAGUUCUUCCGCAUCGACGGCAAAAGUGGGACCGUCCGGGCCGACUUCGGACGGAGUCCGCCCGACCGCAAAGAAAUCUUUGGCGCACGUGCCUCCGCUCCCGGAUUGUGUCACUCAACAACUCAACAGUGUCGUUGACCUCCGGCAUCUUGAAUGACUUCUGCAAAUAACCUCACAUUCUGUCAUUACCAAUAACAGCAGUCAGAAACUCACCAAAGGCUUCACAAUGUCUUCCACACCAUCUCAGCCACCACCCGCUACCGGCCCCUCUGCGCAGUCGGACCCCGCCACCUUCGCUCACAUCGAGAACUACAUCUCAACCCGCUGCAACGCAUCCCCAAUCUACGCCUUCCUCUUCAACCCCGGCCUGAAGCUCACUCACGCCUCAAAAGGCCUCAUCAUCGCGCGCCUACCUGUUACUGCCAAUCACCUGAACACAUCCGGCAGCAUCCACGGCAGUGUGUCGGCGACUAUCGUGGACUGGGCUGGCGGCUUGGCGAUCGCGGCGUGGGACCUCCGUGAAGCGACGGGUGUGAGCGUCGAUAUCAACAUCAGCUACCUCUCAGGCGCCAAGUUGGGUGACGAGAUUGAGAUCGAGGGCAAGAUUGAGAAGGUCGGAGGCAGCUUGGCGUUCACCCACGUCAACAUCUACAAGGUGAACCCAGCCGAUGGGACGAGGGGUGCUACGGUGGCGAAUGGAAGGCACACCAAGUUUGUGAGAAGUCGAUAGUCACUCGCGUGGAGUAAGGGAACUGCGGCCUAUGCUCGGAGGUUGGGGACGUUGUCCAGGGCCCUCAGGCGGGGUUCAUGAUCCAUCAAAACACGGCUGAUUCUUGGCUGCUGCUGCUGUUGUUGUUAUCAGUUUUCAGUUUCCAAGCUGGAACCACGUUGACUGGCGCAAAGAAUUAGACGGAAGAUGAAUAGAAAGACAGAUUCUUGAAGGGCAAGGUUCGUGGUAGCUGCCUAAACAAAGUAAGUAUCUUAAUUCGCUGUUGGGCGUGCCGCGGUUGAAGUUCACCGGUGGGCAGAUCCCGGAGUUGGCUCCAGCAUGUCGAUGUAUCGUCAGUUUAGCUAACCGUCAGGAUCAUAGAAUGUGACAUUGAUACGGCCGUU